Molecule: messenger RNA, 757 nt
Organism: Raphanus sativus (radish)
Lineage: Eukaryota; Viridiplantae; Streptophyta; Magnoliopsida; Brassicales; Brassicaceae
Product: pollen-specific protein-like At4g18596
Exons: 1
Coding region: 100-621 (173 amino acids)
Source: RefSeq, a predicted model, not a curated record
GUUGUCCUUUUUCUCUAUAAAUCUCAACAAAAGAAAACAAUUACAGAAGAGAAGAGGUGUAAUAAAUAAGACGAGAAUCUUUUAACAUUUUCAGACAAAAUGGCGUCCAAAGCCAUAUUCUUCUUCUUCUUUGUCUCCGCCGUGUGCCUAUCCUCUCUCACCGGCAAGGCCGUCGCUGACGCCGAUGACCUUGACAGUUUCCAAAUUCAGGGAUCCGUUUAUUGCGACACUUGCCGUGUCCAAUUCGUCACCCGUCUCAGCAAAUUCCUCGAAGGAGCCAAAGUGAAGCUAGAGUGCAGGAGCAGAACCAACGGAACCGUGACGUUGACAAAAGAAGCCGUGACUGACAAAUCAGGCAGCUACAAAAUGGAAGUGACCGGUGACCACGAGGAGGAAGUCUGUGAGCUUGUUCUCCUCCAGUCACCAGACAGUGGUUGCAGCGACGUCAGCCAAGAUGCUUACCUACGUAACGCCGCUAAGGUUAGCCUGACGGCCAAUGACGGUAUCGUCUCUCACGAGACACGUAUCGUUAACCCUCUCGGUUUCAUGGUUCCGACACCGUCAGCUGAAUGCCCCGCCGCUUUCAAGGAGCUCGGGAUCGUCCCUGACGUCAUAUUCUAAAUAUGAUCGUUAUUUAACUGUCAUGACCAUGACCAUCUAUGUUGUUUAUUUUCUUAUAUAUACAAAAGUGUAAUUUGAUUUUAAAAAAUGCAAAAUGCGGUAAUUAAAAAUAAUAUAUUUAUCUUUUCUCUGAGAA